CAACGAGUCAACAAUUUAACAGAUUAGGAAACCGUAACUUACAGAUCCAGCAAUGUCUUCCAGCUAUUCGGCAAACCAGUAUGACAGCGCCUUUAAACCGCACAGGCUGCAGAACUGGUGUGAGACUAAGCACUUCAAAGAGAGACCUAGUGCACAGGUGGGCCGUACCACCUUCAUCGCUGAUGAUAGAGGACACCUGCUCCCAGGAGUGGGGAAGAGAGGCCUUGCAUGGCCUGACUUUAAAGGCACCUGGGAUCUACCUGCUCGCAUCCCAGGCCAGCGAAUCAACCCUACCGCCCGCUCUGUGGAGGGCCUCAACAGGCUCAAAUCAUGGGGACGGUACCCAAAGAACGCUGACAUGUCUCAGCCACACAGAGGCAGCAAAAGCACAAAUAGGCAGAAGGAAACUGGCGAGCAGACCAGUUUGAAAGUACUGCAGGAUGAUGCCACCCAGUCUGCUGCAGCUGAAGCCCGACCAGCUUCUCAGAAUUGGUCCACUACUGGGAGUGACAGAACUACCAACCAGAACCGGGCAGGCUCACAGGCAGCAACAGAACAAGCUACAGGAAAUGACAGGCUGCCUAGCCAUUGCUCUGCAGCUGAAAAGAAUUCAGCUUUGAAUCAGGCUGCUGUGGAGAAAAACCAUAUCAGGCCUGAUACUGGUGAGGGGAGACAAACAAGAAAUAUGUCAGCAAAAGCAGUCAGCCAGCCAUCACAAGCAUCCAUCGAGCAGAGACAGAGAAAGAUACAGCAAGACCUGUGAACAGUCCUUUAUUUCU
This is a messenger RNA of Maylandia zebra (zebra mbuna), 779 nucleotides long. It is a transcript of the gene cfap126, whose product is annotated as cilia and flagella associated protein 126. Lineage: Eukaryota; Metazoa; Chordata; Actinopteri; Cichliformes; Cichlidae. The record is from RefSeq and is a predicted model, not a curated record. Gene Ontology annotation, biological process: cilium organization. Gene Ontology annotation, cellular component: ciliary basal body.